Molecule: messenger RNA, 1447 nt
Organism: Blepharisma stoltei
Lineage: Eukaryota; Ciliophora; Heterotrichea; Heterotrichida; Blepharismidae
Source: the annotation of a GenBank genome assembly
AUGCUCAGUUUUUCAUAUAAUUUCUCAUUUUUACGACAAAUUAAUGGCAUUUGUAGAACAAUAAUAAUUCUACUCAUCAUGGAAGAAUCAGUUCCGCUUGAAGAAGAAAAGCAUGACAUUCGGAUUUUUAGUCUACCUAUUGAUAGUAAUAAUAUUGGGAAGAAUGUUGAUAUGGAAAAUAUUUUUAGUAAUACAGAGCCUCCAUCACCAAUGACGGAUGCCUCACUCCCCCCCUUUAAAUUGGAACUAAAAAUUUUGUUCCAAUUUAAAGGGGGGUUAAGAAAAUUUUUUAAAAAAAAAUAUCAAUAUAAAAUUUUUUAUAAAAAAACAAUUUAUAUAUAAAAAUUUAAAAAAACAAAUAUCAAAAACUUAUCGAGUUAGAUUAAUAAAUUUGCUUAAUAAAAUGCUAUUUACUCUUUAUCCUUUAAAACAAAGCAAGAUAUAACUAAAUUUUUAUUAUUAGUUAAUACGCCAAUAUUAAUUGGCAUCAAAAUUAUUUACACAAAAAUUAUUAUUUUUAUUGAUAAACAAAAAAUUAAAAAAAAAAAAUUUAGAAAAUUUAUUAAUCAAAGUGCUAAUUUUGUUUAAAUAAGAUGUUAUUUAUACUCUAUUCUUUAAAAUAAAGCAAGAAAUAAGUAAAUUUUGAAAUUUUAUAAAGAAUUCGUAUUGAAUUUAUAUCAAAACUAUCCGAAUAAAAAAUAUCAUUUUAUCAAAAAAAAUAAUGAAAAAUGUUUUUUAAAAAAAAAAUAAUUUUUUUUGUAAAUUUAGCAAUUAAAGAUAACAAAUUUAUUUAAAUAAGAUGCUCUUUAUACUUUCUUCUUUAAGCAAGAGCAAGAUAUAACUAAACUUUUAAUUUUAGUUAAGAAGAAACAUUUAACUUAUAUCAAAACUUUUUUAGAUAAAAAUUAUAUAAAAUUUUUUAUUAUAAAAUUAAAUUUUGUUCCAAUUUAAAGGGGGGUUAAUUUACCAAAAAAGUGGAAAUUUUACCUAUAUUUUGUUCCAAUUUAAAGGGGGGGGGGGAGCCAGUACCCAAUUUUGUGAGUAAUCAUAAGCCUUCUGAAAUAAAUAGAAAACCAAAAUACAAUCUUAAGAAUCUAAAAGGAAUUUUAAAGAAAAAACUGGUAAAAAAUUAUUUACUCCCCCCCCUCCGUGAGUGAACAAAACCAUUAGAAAAAUCACUAUUUUUUGCCCAAAAACCCACCUUCCGUGAGUGAACAAAAAUUUUUUAUGGAAAAAAAAUUUGGAUAUAUAAGUGAUAAUUAGCAUAAUGAAAUAUAGUGCUAAUUCUGUUUAAUUUUAAACGAAUUGCUUUUUAAAACAUAAAUUUUAUAAAUUAAUUAAUAUUUGCUUUCCAAUUUUUGCGAAUUAGGAUUUUUUUUAAAUUUCGAAAAAAAAUACUUUUUAUAAAAUUUAUAUGUAAAUUUUUUUAAAAAAAAAAAUUAUUUAG